Linum trigynum is the source of this 3462-nucleotide messenger RNA. NCBI's taxonomy places the organism in Eukaryota, Viridiplantae, Streptophyta, Magnoliopsida, Malpighiales, Linaceae. The record is from the annotation of a GenBank genome assembly.
CUAUUCGUCCGUUUUUGGCAGAAGCCGGACAGAGGUUCGACCGAGUUCUUAGCAGGACUUUAGCGGGACAACGAGACUUUAGCUGGACAACAUGACUUUUGCGGGACAAGGCUUUUUCGGAACUCAAGAAAACGGGAUAUAAUGUGGAAGAUCGGACUUGGCCGCAACCAUAGAGCAUACCUGUAUUUCUUGAGUGGUAUGAGAGAGGAGGGAGGGGGAGGAAGAAUGUGUAGUGGUGUGAAUGAAAUGAGGACGAUGUCGGUAUUUAUAGAUAUAGGCUAGGGAAAACCUAAAUUGCUUAUGUCCGACGCGAUCAAGGUGCAACGAGAAGAGAGAUAGCGCGUUGACCGUGGCCGUCGAAAGCGAUCAACAAUUGAUCCCGCGACAACUUAGCGAUCCGUGUCAACUCCAUACCAAACUUCCUUUCAUGUUAGUGAUCUGUGUUUCUUUUAACACCAUAUCGCGUGCUCGAACGUGAUGAACGAUGAUCGCUUCCUCCAACCACGAUCCAAUGGCUCAUCGUUCUCCACCUGUGCAAUCCGUCGUGAUCGCGUUCCCUGAAAGAAAUCUUACCUAAAUCACUUCUAUUAAACAUGAUUUAUAUUCUGAUUGCUUUAGUUGACAUCGAUCUAGUAAACAUGUACAUUUCAUAAUUUUUUGUAAAAAUUAGGCAAAAUACACUUGUGUAGCCAAAACUUUGACGGUUUGGCCAAAUAUAGCCACGUUUGGAAAAAUACCAAAAAUAGCCACUUCCGUCCAAUUAUUUGACGCUGUUAAUUAACGUGCUAACUGGACUAACGAUUUUGCUGACUUGGCUACAUUUUGAUAACAUCAUUGUCACUUGGAUUUUAUUGGGGGAAAAAAUGAUACAAAUGAAUUAACAUGUCCUCCCAUCUUCCCCCCUCUCUCUCCAUGAACAAACGAAUAUCUCUAGAAAACAUUGUCUCUCUCUCCCUUCGAUAUUCCCCUACUUUUUCUCCGAUCUUCCCCUCACACCCACCAUUGUCAAUCUUCGAUCUUACACCUCUCUCUUCCUUCUGAUCUUCCCCCAAACUUGCAACGCCGCGACGAUUAGCAUCCACAAACAACGAUUACCGAAUUUGUAAACCCCCAAAUCCAGAUAUGGGCGGCGGCACAAAAAUAGUAGCAACUGCGAGCUGGGCGACGGGGGUUACAUGGGCUUGGUGACGAGUAUGUCAGAAGCGGUACGAAGGGGAUUGUUGGGUGUGGGGUUUUUAAAAAUAGGGGGAGGGAGCAGCAGAGGAGGAAGGGGGAAAAUCGGUGGUGGGCGACGAUUGCGGAGAGAUCGGGCGGCAGAGAUGAAAUGGCUAUCCCUAAUAUGGCAGGCACUGAAUGGGACCAAGUCGGAUGAAGAGCUCUCUCAGCACUAUGUCGCCGCCGUCGAGCACAAGUGCCGAAAUUUGCCUCGCCCGAGGGUCGGUCAAAUGAUGAAACAGAGGCUGAGCUUGUCAGACUUGAUCUCCAUAAAGGACGAACUUGGAAGAGAGGAUUUUCAACGAUUUAAGGCCCCAAAUUCGAACAUGGGAUCUGAAGCCCCGUCUAGUCCGAGAUCGAAUCUAAGUGGCGCUAGCGACGAUGGGGAUAAGAAUCCGGCGAAGCCACGGUACCGUCUAAUGGUUAGCAAGCAGAUGGUGGGGGGUCUUUCUUUUUGUGUGGGUUAGAGCUGAUCUGAAUGAACACAUAAGCAAUUUGAAGGUCUCAUGCGUCGGUCAUGGCAUUUUGGGAUUCCUCUGUCCCUCGCGAGAGGAACAAGAUGGAAGGGGAUUGUGUUUUUGUUUUUUCAUUUUCAUUUUGAUUAAUAUUUUUUUUUUUACUUUUGUAAAUGACGUGGCAUCCACUUGUCACGUAAGUGUUCUGUUAAUUUGACUAUUGGCACUUAUGUAACGAAAAUGACUAUAUUUGUCAUUAAACUUUCAAAAUUUUGGCUAUUAUUGGUAUUUCUCCAAAAGUGGCUAUUGUUGUCACAAACAUCAAAGUUUUGACUACAAAGAUGAAUUUUGCCUAAAAUUUAUUAUAUUUUGAGAAUUUUUUUAGGGUUAAUACCCUAGUUUGGCCCGAAGUUUAGUGUAAGUGACAGUUUUAGCCUCACUUUUCAAAUAAGACGUUUAUGACCCAUGUUUAAAAUUAUUAGACAGAUUUGGCCCCAAAUUAUGUUGACUGUUAAAACUAACGGUCAAACAUUUAUUCCGUAAGUUACUCAGCAUUCAGUUCUGAGGUGGCACCGACAUGACUGCCACAUCAUUUACCCUUAAUUUAUUUAUGUUAAAGUUAAAAUAAAAACAUUAAAAUAAAAAGCAAGUAAAUUAAUUGGGCCCAAUUAAUCCCCCACCCAAUUCCCAUCCCUACAAGCGGCCACACCCAUCCCUACGACCAGCUCCGCUUUCCACCCGUUGCCCGCCGUUUCCUUGUGAACGAUGUUGACCAGCGCUGAGUUCACUUAAUUCGACGCCGACAGGCACAAAAAGAAGAACGAUCCGGCCAAGGUUCUCAUGUUCUCCGGCAUCUUGGUGGUGAAGAACGCCACCGCGGCGGCAGCGAACGCCUCUGUGAUCCCCAGCAGCAAGAAUUGCGACAUCAAGAUCGUGAAGCUCUAGAGGGAAACAAAUUCCCUAAUUCCCACCGCCGAAUCCCUCCUCUUCCUCUUCACAUUCGCCGCCACCACCAUCGCUGCGAUCGACAUCACGAUCCCGACCUGGAUCCGCUUUGCGAUAAUUAGUCUAAGGGGCUCUCCUGUUACUCGCUUUGCUAGAUGCAUCAACAUCUUCUCGUAGGUCAGGAUCCAUGAAUUUUGCAUGGCUUGGAGUCGGGAUUUGUUUUUCUCGGAAAGGCAGGGAAUCGACGAGGGCUGGGGCAGUGGUGAGGCAAUUGAUGACGACAGAGAGGGUGGAUCUGGAAGAAGGGGAAUUUGGGGUUUUGGGUUUUUUGGGCUUUCAGCAGAGAGGGAUUCGCUCGCGGAGGAGACCAAACGGAGAGGGCAUACCAAGCGGCGACCGAAGAGAGAUAUCGAGGCAGCUGCCGGAAGGGAGAAGAGGGAUUUCUUUAAUUUGUUAAUAUUUAAUUUAAUAUUAUUUGAACUACAAAUUAAAAUAAUAUUAUUUAAUGAUGUGGCAUGCCACAUCAGCUGGUUUUUGCUAAGUCAAUAACGGAAUAGUGUUUGACUGUUAAUAUUAACAGUCAACACAAAUUCGAGGUCAAAUCUAUCCAAUAAUUUCAAAAGUAGGCUAUAACUGUCUUUAUUUGGAAAAUUGAGACAAAACUGUCACUUACACUAUGGGCCGUUUACUUGUCAUUCCAUUUCUAUUAGCUGCCACAACAGAAAACAAAAUUAAAAUGAAAACGAAGCUGUCAUUUCCUGGAAAACAAAACCUGAAAAAAUCUUGUUUAGCUGAGAAUUUUGGUAAGUUCUGAAACUGAGUUCUGAAAUGAAAACCUGUUUAGUUG